ACAGGGCACUGAACUCCAUCAUCCGGGGACCUGAGGUCCAACAUCCAGGGAACUGAGGAUCAACAUCUAGGGCACUGAGGUCCACCAGAGGGAGGGGAGGACUACUCUGAGGAUCUCAGGUAUGGUUACCACCAACGGGGCGCGCGUGCUGCAGUGGGCAGCCGUGUCAGGUGGGCUGCCCACCUCCGAGAUCACCUUCGCCAAGAUCCUGCAGGAGCAGGGAUACGCCACCGGCCUCAUAGGCAAAUGGCACCUGGGCCUCAACUGUGAGUCCCCCACUGACCACUGCCACCACCCCCUGAACCACGGGUUUGACUCCUUCUUCGGGGUCCCCUUCACCCUGAUGGGGGACUGCCUGCAAGCGGAACCCUCAGAGAAGCGAGCGCGUCUGCAAGGGCCCCUGGAUCUGGGGGCGCAGCUGCUGCUGCUUUCCCUGCUCUGCCUGGCCGCUGGGAAGCUCACGGGCCUGCUGGGCCUGCGCUGGGUGCCCUGGGUGCUGGGCCCCGGAUGUGGGGCCUUGCUCCUGGCCUGCACCUCCCGCAUCCUGGGUGUCUUCAUCGUCCAUGCCGACUGCUUCCUGAUGAGGGAUCACCAGGUCGUCCAGCAGCCUCUGAGGUUCGAGGCCAGCGCGAGGCUCUUCUUGCGGGAGGCUGAGGCCUUCAUCCACAGGCACCAGGCCCGCCCCUUCCUCCUCCUCAUCUCCUUCCUCCACGUCCACGUCCCGCUGGUCACCUCACCUGCCUUCCGGGGCCGCAGCGCGCACGGCGCCUACGGCGACAACGUGGAGGAGCUCGACUGGAUGGUGGGGCGACUGCUGGCGGCGCUGGACGGCGCGGGGCUGGGGCGCCGCACCCUCGUCUACUUCACGUCGGACCACGGUGCCUCACUGGAGGCCCGGGCUGGGGGCGCCCGCCUCGGGGGUUCCAACGGCGUGCACCGAGGUGGCAAAGGCAUGGGCGGCUGGGAGGGCGGCAUCCGGGUCCCUGGACUGGUGCGCUGGCCCGGGACGCUGCCCGCAGGGCGCCUGGUGCUUGAGCCCACCAGCCUUAUGGACCUGUUCCCCACCGUGGUGCGCCUGGCCGGGGGUUGGGUUCCAGCGGACAGGGAGGUGGACGGCCGGGACCUGAUGCCCGCGCUGCUGGGGACGGCGCAGGCCGCAGGCCACGACUUCCUGCUGCACUACUGCGAGGCCCGGCUGCACGCCGUGCGCUGGUUCGACCGCCCAAGCCGCACGGUGUGGAAGCUGCACUUCGCCACUCCGCGCUUCGACCCGCCGGGCUCGGGCGCCUGCCUCGGUUUCCCUGCCUGCGCCUGCUCGGGGCGGCGAAUGACCCGCCACCGGCGGCCACUGCUCUUUGACCUGACGGCGGACCCGGGGGAGACCCGCCCGCUGCAGGGCCCGAUGGCGACGCGCAGGCGCGUGGAGGCCGCGGUGGCCCGGAUGCUGCGCACGCGCCGCCCCCGCGCGGCCCCGCCCCUCGCCCCUGCACACAACACCUGGAGCCCGCGCCUGCAGCCCUGCUGCGUGCCCGGACUGCUCUGCGCCUGCGACCGCCUGAUCCCGGACCUCUGA
This is a messenger RNA of Dipodomys ordii (Ord's kangaroo rat), 1573 nucleotides long. Its product is annotated as arylsulfatase E-like. The transcript has 8 exons. Gene Ontology annotation, molecular function: arylsulfatase activity. The record is from RefSeq and is a predicted model, not a curated record. The coding region runs from base 122 to 1573 and encodes 483 amino acids. Lineage: Eukaryota; Metazoa; Chordata; Mammalia; Rodentia; Heteromyidae.